Molecule: messenger RNA, 2030 nt
Organism: Cuscuta epithymum
Lineage: Eukaryota; Viridiplantae; Streptophyta; Magnoliopsida; Solanales; Convolvulaceae
Source: the annotation of a GenBank genome assembly
CUGAAUCCACCCGAAAGAUACCCAAACUCUAGCCCCUUCAACGGUUCUUUCUUCCAUUUUCACAACUUCGCAAAAUCCCAGCACUGAAACAGGCCGGCCAUGGAUACAACACCUCCGUCUCAUCGUUCGAGCAGAACAAGAUCGGCUUCAAGACUCUCCCCGCUCCGCUGUUUCAAUGACCUCGAAUUUGAAACUCUAAAUGUGGGGCCCUCUCCCUCACACUCACCUUCUGCUUCAUCUCCGAAGCCCCCUAAUAGCGUACCGAUCCGCGAUAUAUUACUUAUGUCGCCUUCUCUUGUUCGUAAGAAGAGUUCCCUUUCGGCCGAGAAGCUUGAAAUAGCUGACAAUGGUGUGGAGCUCAGCGGAGGUCGCAGGAGAUCCAGGAUUAGGAAUGUGGCCUCUCCCAGAAGUUGCAGGAGAUCGAGAAGGAGGUUAGAGAUAGAAUUGGUGAAAGAAGAGAAAGAUUUGGGAUCGGGAGAACAAAUUCAUAAGCCGAAGAAGAAGAAGCACAGUGGUAGAUAUAAGAAAGAUAAACUUGGCUUAGUUCCAAUACCAUCUCCAAAAUCAAUUGAAGGUGAAGGGGAAAAUCUGGAUAGAAUAAGUGAGCAGAUAUAUGAUCUGGUGUUGUGGAGGGAUGCAGCAAAAUCAAGCCUUUGGUUUGGGUUUGGUUCUCUCUGCUUUCUGUCUUCUUUUUUUGCCAAUGGAGUUAGCAAAAGUGUUGUUUCUGUCGUGUCUCAAGUUGGCCUGCUGUUUUUGGUAGUAUCAUUCUUCUCGAAUACGUUUCGUCCCAGCCACAAUGUUGAAGUUAAGCCGGAAAGAAGGCUUAAAGAAGAAGAUAUUCGUAGAAUUGCGAGAUUGAUACUUCCUUCAACAAAUCUUGCAAUCUCGAAGACAAGGGAGUUGUUUUCUGGAGAGCCUGCCAUGACCCUAAAAGUAAUACCAUUCCUUCUGGUUGGAGCUGAGUGUGGCCAUCUGUUUACUCUGUGGAGACUAUCUGCAUUUGGGUUUUUCAUCAGCUUCAUUGUCCCAAAAUUAUAUUCGUCGUGCUCUAGCCAAAUAUGUAUAAAAGCUGAGAGCUUUAGAUAUUGGGCCGUAGAGAGAUGGGGAGGUUGUUCUUACAAGAAGACUAUAGCAGCAUCUGUAUUGAUUGCCUUUUGGAACCUUACCUCUAUCAGAACCCGCAUAUUUGCUGCAUUCAUAUGCUUUGUAGUAAUUAGAUAUUGUAGACAGAACUCAGAAGAAAAAGCUGAAGAAGAGACUGUUAUAGGAGAAGUAAAAAAGAAAAGAGAUGAAAAUGAAGAUCACAAGGCAUUGAUUGUGUUUGAAUGAAUUCCGCUUGGCAUUACUUCUUGUUUUUUAUGUAUAAAAAUAAAAUCCUCUGGACCUCAAUAUUUGGGCCAUAGUUGAACAAAUAAAUUGGUGUGCAUCAUCUUCAUAUCCAAUGAAAUCUUAUACUUCGUAUAUGAGGUAAGGGUCAGAUGGUACUCGAAGUUGCAUAAAAAGGGUCAAAUAAGUCAUUAUAUUGGAGGCUUUGUCCAGCCGUUGCCAUUUGGGACGGUUCCAGGUGGAAUUUUUUGACGAAAGUUUUUGAACAUCUUAUUCAUUAAGUCUACUUUACUCAUACCAAAUUUCAGCUAAAUAUUCAACCGGGAAGACAUUCAAAUGAAUUCUUGAAGAUAACUGCACAGUUAAAAGUGCAUUUAUCUUCACGAAUUCAUUUGAAUGCCUUCCCAAUUGAAGUUUUAGCUGAAAUUUGGUAUGAGUAAACUAGACAUAAUGAAUAAGAUGCACAAACAAUUUCAUCAAAAAAUUCCACCGGGAACCGCCUAAAAUGGCGACGACCGGACAUUAAGGACUUAUUUCACCUUUUUUAUGCAACUUCGAGUACCAAUCUGACCCUUACCUCCUUUAUAUAUAUAGAAAGAUUUAUCUACAAAAGAAGAAGUGUGAACACUACUGCGGCAGUACGGAGUAGUAGUUUACUAUCCAACUAUUGAAACUGAAUGAAUAUUAAUAAUAAUUAACAUUAA